Messenger RNA from Triplophysa dalaica, 1023 nucleotides. It is a transcript of the gene aqp10b, whose product is annotated as aquaporin 10b. Gene Ontology annotation, molecular function: glycerol channel activity; urea transmembrane transporter activity; water channel activity. Gene Ontology annotation, biological process: glycerol transmembrane transport; water transport. The transcript is spliced from 6 exons. Lineage: Eukaryota; Metazoa; Chordata; Actinopteri; Cypriniformes; Nemacheilidae. The record is from RefSeq and is a predicted model, not a curated record. Gene Ontology annotation, cellular component: basolateral plasma membrane; plasma membrane. The coding region runs from base 10 to 915 and encodes 301 amino acids.
GCAAAUAUCAUGGAUCGCCUGCUGAAGAAAUGUCGGAUCAAGAGCAGUUUGGUCAGAGAGUGUCUGGCUGAGUUUUUUGGAGUCUACAUCAUAAUACUCUUUGGCUGUGGAUCAGUUGCCCAGGUGACAACCUCUCAAAACACUAAGGGCGAUUACCUGUCAAUCAAUCUCGGAUUUGCAUUGGGCACCGUCUUCGGGAUCUAUGUGUCAAAAGGGGUGUCAGGAGCUCACCUGAACCCAGCUGUGUCCCUCAGCCUGUGUUUCCUGGGCAGAUUCUCCUGGACACAACUUCCAUUUUAUGUGUUCUCGCAACUUUCAGGUGCCGUUCUGGCUGCGGCGACGGUUGCUCUUCAGUACCACGAUGCUAUAAUGCAUUUCAGUGGAGGACAACUAACAGUAGAUGGUGUUACGGGUACGGCAGGCAUCUUCUCAACCUACCCCGCAGAUUACCUGAGUCUGUGGGGGGGAGUGGUGGACCAGAUAAUAGGUACAGCGUCUCUUCUGGUGUGCGUUCUUGCAUUGGGAGAUCCUCACAACACACCAGCACCACCCGGUCUGGAGCCUGUCCUGGUUGGAGCAGUUGUCAUGGCGAUUGGUGUCUCCAUGGGGUCUAACUGUGGAUAUGCCAUCAACCCAGCACGAGACUUCGGGCCAAGGCUCUUUUCUUAUAUUGCCGGCUGGGGAAACGAUGUUUUCAGGGCUGGACACGGGUGGUGGUGGGUUCCGUUGGUGGCGACAUGUAUAGGUGGUCUUCUUGGCUCGUUGCUUUAUGAGUUUUUUAUUGGAGCACAUCAUCCAAAUACAGACCUCACAGAUACUGAACACCAAACAACAACACAAACUCUAGAGAUGGGAGGAACAGAACUGGACAUUGACACUGUUAAAACCAGCAAGAUGGAAGAUCCUUCGAUGUGAAGAAACUUGUCAAAGUUAAGUUAUUGUAUUUGCAUUCCACAUUUGUCAUAGAAAUAACAUGUCUGUAUUGUCUGAACUUAACAGAAAGGACACCGUCAUCUGUACCGU